AUACGGAAACACGCUGGCCUUCUCAUGUGGGAUCGUCUCCAGCUGGUGUAUUGUCACUUUUUUAAUUAUUUUGGGACAUUCCGGUUUCUGACUGGAGAUUAUUUAUUUGCUCGUUCUAACUAAAUGUCAUCCCGUCCGGGACUUGUGCCAGCCUUGUUAGAUACUGAGAACGGUAAGCGGUUCAGAAAUAAAUCGACGGGUUGUCUGUUGUAAGAGGCUUGGUAUUCCAGCUGCAGUGCCAUCUGACAGUGUUGAGGGAACAUUUCGAAACUGUGUAAAGACGUCGAUGGAACGAAUUCUGUAAUCUUUUAAGUCGCUGAAAUCCCCGUGUUAUCCCUUACUGAAAACGUCCGCGCGUCUCCGCAGAAGAUCGGAGAACCGCACUGGUGAGACGUUUGAACACGAAGAGACUGCCAGCUACAUCAUACGUAUAAUUUCCACAGCUCGCGCUGAGACUGGACUGCGCAGAAGCUCGACGAGCAGAACGCGAGAGAACAGAACGAGGUCCAUUGGAAAACGUCAUUUCCUCGCCUUGAAGCCUAAAGUCCAAGUCCCGCCCACCACCUCGCUUACGUUUUGUCCUCUCAGCCAAUCAUAUCAGAGGAAAACGUUCCACCGACAGCACUGCCCUGGCAACGUGUAAAAGAAGCGAUGACGUACCCGCGCGAGUAUUAUGGUCUGUGUGGCGUUAAGCAGCAGAAGCAGCAGGAAAAAAAAAUCGAGAGCUUUGAGUAAACAUGGAGCUUUCGGCUGUUGGCGAGCGGGUGUUUGCAGCCGAGUCUAUCAUUAAACGCAGGAUCCGAAGAGGGCGAGUGGAAUACCUGAUCAAAUGGAAGGGCUGGUCUCAGAAGUAUAGCACCUGGGAACCUGAAGAAAACAUCCUAGAUGCCCGUCUGUUCGCAGCCUUUGAGGAAAGAGAACGAGAAAGAGAGCUGUUUGGGCCUAAAAAACGGGGACCGAAACCCAAAACGUUUCUGUUAAAGGCACAAGCUAAAGCCAAAGCCAAAACUUACGAGUUCAGAAGUGAUUCGGCCAGGGGCAUCCGGAUCCCUUAUCCUGGAAGACCUAAUCCUGAAUCUGGUGGUGUCCCUUCCAGGUCCAGAGAAGGACUAAGGAAUAUUGUGCCCACUCUUAUGCCACCUAGCAGCAUCAAAAGAGGAGAAAAUGUCCAAAACAUCAGACCAGUGGAGGCUGCCCAUGACCAGAAAGUGCUUACAACAGAAAAACUGCUAACAGAAGGGGUUUUGAUGCCAAAAAAGAGAGGCCCUAAACCAGGAAAAUCCCGCUUUAAAAGCAAUCUGCACAGUUCAGUGCCACCACCGCAUAAAAGAAUCAAGAUUGAUGGUCAGGAUGGCAACGCUGAACACUACUCUUCAACAAAACAGGUCAAGCAUGAUAUCGCUGAUAAGACUGCUGCGGGUCUGAGUGUCAUCCAGUUGGUGAGAAAACCGCAGUCGGAAGGAAGUUCUGGCCACAGAGAAGGGCAAGUGGCACCAAGUGGGAGUUCACACACGUACGGUUCAGAACACGGCCUGUCUUUUGCUAAACCCACUUUAGAUAGCCCAGCCCUGAUAAGGACUAACAACCGUGCUGACAGUUUUGGGCAAACACAUCAUAAGGUAAAGCCCACGGGGAAGAACAAUGUGUGUGGGUCCACAAGUACUUUGUCACGUUCGAAACAAUCACUUAUCGCCAAAAUACCCGUGUCAAGGUUACUGGGGGAGGCCGAGGAAGAAUCUUGGAGCCCGUCUCUGAAUAACCUGGAGAAAGUGAUUGUCACGGACGUCACCACAAACUUUAUCACAGUGACUAUUAAAGAGAGCAGCACAGAUCAAGGCUUCUUUAGGGAAAACAGCUAAGGUGUUGUGCACCAAGUGCAGAAGAGUGAACGUUGUGUUUUCUUUUGUAAUUUGAAAUCAAAGACUACUUUGUCAUUUGAUGCCAGGACAAUGGCGAGGCCAUCAAGAAGACCAUUCUGUGACUAAUUUGAUCCUUUUCUGUAUUUGCAAAUUUAUUUAUUUUACACUGUAUGUAGACCAAAGGUCUUCAUAUAUGUACUUGGUGGGACUUUGACAUAUACAGACAUUGUAAGUGUCCCAUAAACUGUGUGCCGGAAACAUGUGAAGCUAUAAUUGUGUGCGUGCAGAGAGGAGAGGACAGGGGCUUCCUUGGCAUUGUACCAUUCUAUCAUUUAUGAAUUUUUGUUUAAUAUAUGUAGAUUUUUUUUUGUUUGUCUGUAACAUUGUUCUAAUUUGAUUACAAAGGCUACAUUUCAGUAAAAGUAACAAAAUCCACCAAGUAUAGGUGUUUAUAUUUCGAAAGGUGUACAUUUGAAAGAGAAUUAGAGUACAAUGUAUUUUAGUCAUUCGCCAAAGAAGGAUUUGCUUUUCUUUUAAGAGUAUUUAAUUCAAACCUCCUCACUAGGUUGUAAAAAUGUGACAUUUGCACUUUAGUUAUGUGUAAGCUUCUGUAAAUAACUCAAAAACCAACGAAAAGAAUUAAAAGCCUCCUAGAUGGUU
Erpetoichthys calabaricus (reedfish) is the source of this 2519-nucleotide messenger RNA. Its product is annotated as chromobox protein homolog 8-like. The coding region runs from base 738 to 1859 and encodes 373 amino acids. The transcript has 6 exons. The record is from RefSeq and is a predicted model, not a curated record. Lineage: Eukaryota; Metazoa; Chordata; Cladistia; Polypteriformes; Polypteridae.